Messenger RNA from Acanthosepion pharaonis, 864 nucleotides. Lineage: Eukaryota; Metazoa; Mollusca; Cephalopoda; Sepiida; Sepiidae. The record is from the annotation of a GenBank genome assembly.
AUGAAAAAGCGAAAACGGAAGUGCUGCAUUUGCCCGGAUGUUGGACUCGCUGUCGUCGUCAUCACUAAAACGAGAAAAAUGAUACAUCAACGAAAUGCUUGGUUAUUUUUACUACUUACCAAUGCUUACAGCUUGGAUGACGGGGGCUGGUUUACAGAACAAGAUGUGAUUCUUGUGGAACCAGGACCUUGCAACAUUGCCUUUAUAAAUGGAACUCUUACACAGGAGAAAUUCUUGAAUCACUUUGCUUCUAAAAGACCUUUUGCAAUUGAUCAAGCUACAGACAAUCUUGUAUUUCAGAAGGCAUGCUCAAAGGAAAAUUUGAUAAAAAAAUAUGGAAAAAAAGUGGUCCGACUUAGUACAGCCAAUACUUAUUCUUAUAAAAAAGUUGAUGUUCCGUUGCAAGAAUAUAUUGCACAUUAUAUGAAGCCUCAAAGAUUAAACACACCUGGUAAUGAAACACUUUAUUGGUUUGGUGACAAUGAUGCCAGCUGGAACACAUUCUUCAAUAUUUAUAAACCUCCUCCUUUUGAAUUACCUGGUAUGGUUGGAGCCUACAGUUUUGGUGCUGCAGCUGCUGGUACUGGCGUUCCAUUUCAUUUUCAUGGACCAGGAUUUGCUGAAAUGAUAUAUGGCCGUAAAAGAUGGUUCCUUUAUCCACCAGAAAUAAUUCCUGAUUUCCAUCCCAACCAAACAACUCUGCAGUGGUUUUUUAAUGAAUACCCCAAACUCCAAGCAGAAAACAAACCAUUUGAAUGCACCAUUAGUCCUGGACAGGCAAUUUAUUUUCCUGACCGAUGGUGGCAUGCCACAUUGAAUAUUGACAAUGGUGUCUUCAUCUCUACAUUCCUUGGUCCAAAAUAA